GGCAUGUGUCGAAGCCUUCCCGACCCGGCCCGGCCGGGCCCGCCCCAAUAAAGCCUCCCGCGGCCGGACGCUGCCCCUCCCGGGGCCCACCUCCCGCCCUGUCCCGCCCCGGACCCCCGGAGGGAGGUCUGUCUGUCUCCCCGGAGGCCUCCCCGGAGGCGGCGGAGGGGCGAUGCUCCCCCGGGCUGUGUCCGGGGCCGGUGCCCCCGGGGCCGGAGCCCCCGGCGGGGCUGCCCCGUGCCCCCGCUGGGCGCUGGUGGGCUCGUCCUCGGCGCUGCUCGACCUGCCCGCCGCCCCGGGCUUCGGGACCCUGGGCAGGAGCUUCCUCAUCGACAACUUGCUGCGGGCGGGCGGCGGGACCGGCCCCGCGCCCCGAGGCCCCCCGAAGCCGGGACCCCCCCCGGCCCCGCCGCCCCCCGGGCCCGCCCCCGGCCCGUCGGGGAGCCCGCCCUUCGCGACCCGCUGGGCUCUGCAACUGCUGCCCGCGGGGCCCGGCCCGGCCGGGGACGGCCCGAGGCUCUCCGGGCCCCCGCACCGCGACCCGCACCGGCCCCCGCACCGGCCCCCGCACCGCCCGGGAGGCCUCUUCCCCACGGAAGACCCAGCUCCUUCCAAACCUUUUUUUCUGAGAGCCCUGCCAUUCUACUCAGCAUGCUGCCGUGGGUUCUGUCACCGCCCUGCCUCCCCCACUGCUUUUCCAAGAGAAGAGAGCAUGCUGCCUCUCCUGACACCAGACUCUACCUCCAAAGCACGAAGGGGGAUUUUAAGAAGAGCUGUCUUUUCUGAAGAACAGAGAAAAGCCCUGGAGAAAAUGUUUCAGAAGCAGAAGUAUAUCAGCAAAACAGACCGAAAGAAACUGGCCAUCACUUUGGGAUUGAAGGAGGCACAGGUGAAAAUUUGGUUUCAAAACAGAAGGAUGAAAUGGCGAAACUCCAAAGAGAAAGAAGUGCUUUCCAAUAAAUGUAUCCAAGAAGAAGGCCUCCAAGAAAAACAUGUCUCAAGGUCUGCCUUGAGUUUUACUUCUCCGUGCCCAACAGUAUGGGAAGUGUCUCAACAAGAGUCAAAUUCAAAAUGGAGGGAGAAUUCACCAGAAACUUCUGAAAGACUGAAUCACGAGGAUUCAAUGCAGCCCUCUCAACAUGAAAAUUCACUUCAAAGUGCUUUAUAUCUGUACUCUGAAGAGGGCACUGGAGACAAGGGAAUUGCUACAGCCGUUUAAAAGAAUAACAAAGUUCUGUACUUUGCUUAAGGUAUACAGACUUGAAAUGGGUACUCUUGUUAAACUAACAAUGUUGCAACACUCUAAAUAAAAUUAUUUUGUUUGUUUAAACCUAACACCAUUAAAAUGAUAUGAGAACUAAUGCUUUAAGAAAAUUCCUUAGCAUUCAUUUUAUCAUGUUUUUUUCUGGUCUCAAUCUGAAUUUUUAACUGAAAUUGAAACUUUUCAGGACAAUAAAUGAAGUGAAGAAGGCAUAUUUAAAUUCCA
Ornithorhynchus anatinus (platypus) is the source of this 1486-nucleotide messenger RNA. RefSeq names its product developing brain homeobox 2 (gene DBX2). The record is from RefSeq and is a predicted model, not a curated record. The transcript is spliced from 4 exons. Gene Ontology annotation, biological process: regulation of transcription by RNA polymerase II. NCBI's taxonomy places the organism in Eukaryota, Metazoa, Chordata, Mammalia, Monotremata, Ornithorhynchidae. Gene Ontology annotation, molecular function: DNA-binding transcription factor activity, RNA polymerase II-specific; DNA binding. The coding region runs from base 173 to 1219 and encodes 348 amino acids.